AUGUCUUACGGCCUCAAUCUCUCCUGGGAGGCCCCGCCCGUCUCGCUGAUACAAUUCACAGCCUGUCAGCCCGUGUCCGCCUUCGUCUCGUACAUCUACACAGGCGUCGCCAGCAAUGCCUCGGCGAGUCCCUACGCGACGGUCCCGACCGAGACAGCCAUAGAGUUCAUGCAGGCCAUCGUGCCCGACAACUGGACCGUGCCAAACGAGGCCGAGGCGAUGCUGUGGUACAUGAGCCUGGCCGAGGGCGACUAUGACUACAACUUCACCCAGGCAAGUGACUUUGCCCUCGAGAGCUGCAACGCGACCAUCUGCCCAUAUCUGAACUGGGACGGCGAUGCAGACCUGAGCGGCAUCGGCAUGAUGAUCUCGUAUUACAUGGCGGCCGUCUUUGUCACUGUGUACUAUAUUGUCCUGGCGCCCGAGGUGUGCCACGCACUAGGAGGCCCCUCCCUCAGUCUCCCGUGGAGGAAGAAGUACAACAAGUUCGUGGCCGGCUUCGAGGAGUCCAUCCAGGGGUUCCUGGACGCCAUGCUCCUCUUCACCAUCUCGAUGCUGGUCGCCGCCAUCACCCGCUACGGCUCCGUCAUCAUGAACCCGGACAAGACCUACUCGCUCUUCAACCUGCUGGACUGCGUCUUCCUGUCCACCUUCUCCAUCUUCCCGGGCUUCGUGCUGCAGUCGCUGUCCCACGAGCUGCGCCGCCGCCGCAUCCGCCUCUUUCUCUGGUUCCUGGUCCUGGUCUUUGCCAUCACCGUCGACGUGCUGUACAACAUGGAGUUCCUCAGCAUCUUCACCGACAUCAACCACCUCGAGAAGUUCGCCAGCAAGGAGAUCGAGAAGGUCCAGGCCAUCUGGCUGAUCGACUGCCAGAGCCUGUCGCUGCUGAACGCCCUGCAGGUUGUCCUCAAGGUGGGCCACGUCUUUAUGAUCUUCAACUGCUCGUGGUGGGUGUACUACGUGGUUGCCAGCCUGGGCGGGCGCAAUUAUCGCCAUGUCUUUGAGCGGCGCGAGAAGUUCUGGAGGGUCUGGGAGCUGGUCCGGCUCUGGCUGCGGCUGGGCAACGGGCUGUUGUGUCUGGGCAUCAUGUGGACUUUCUUGGGUCUCUUCACCGUCUAUCGCCAUGAUGUGUCGGUCAAGUCGGGCGGUACGGAUGGGGACAACGAGUGGACUUUUGGUCAGGUUCUGGCCCUGGUCACCUGGAUCCCCGUUGGUAUCGACCUGAGUGUUGUCUAUAUUUACGGUGCCAAGGAGGGUCUCGCAGGGAAAAUGUCGAGGAAAUACAAGGUCAUCACCAGGAGCCAACAAGACCUGGUCAAAGACGGCGUCAAGUACGAGCAGUCUCCGACCGAAGACAAGGAUCGUAUCAACGAGCACUUGUUUGAAAAUAACAGGUGGCCUAAGCCUUUGGAAAAGUCAGAAUCAUGGCUGGACGCAUGA
Molecule: messenger RNA, 1440 nt
Organism: Cryphonectria parasitica EP155
Lineage: Eukaryota; Fungi; Ascomycota; Sordariomycetes; Diaporthales; Cryphonectriaceae
Exons: 2
Coding region: 1-1440 (479 amino acids)
Source: RefSeq, a predicted model, not a curated record